AAAAAUAAUACACAAAAUCCAUAUUACGAAAGAAAGUCAAUUUGGAAACRACUAUUCGUCUUAUGACUCAAUAAAUUAAAAACGUCGACAGCAAAGUUUACUAGCAUCGCAGAAGGGUUCCCUUACGCUUUGUGAAACAAUUUCUAUAGGUGACUUGAGAGACCCAAAGACUCAGCCAUGGCUUCGUGUUUCAAGAAAUACAAGGCUGUAAUAUUUCCUCUGUUGAUUUUGGUGAUUAUUGGAAGCGUUGUGCUUAUAAUAAAUUCAGUGAAGAAGAUUGAAACUGGGGAAGUUGCGAUAAGUUAUAAUUCUCUGACAAAAACCCUUGGUGACAGCCCCCAAACGGCUGGUCUGUACACCAGCACUCCUGGGCUUUCCUUCAUCAAGUUUCCAAGCGUCUUUAAAACCCUGAAGUUUUCCAAACAAACUUGCCUCAACAAACAAGGCCUCGAAAUCAUCAUCUAUUAUCAGUUCCAGCACAGAGCCAUGCCCAAGCACCUCAGASAGAUCAUUCUGCGAUAUAGGAACUAUAAUACUUUUGUCAAACUUCUAAGAUCCCUUGCGUUAUCUGCACUUCGCGACUCGUGCAGCGCAUUUAACACGACCCAGUUCCAGACACAGCGGUCUGUCUUCCAAGAGCACGUGAGAAAACUGACUGCAGACAGCUUCCAUAACGUGAGCGCUGAACUCAAGGAUUUACAAAUCAGCAAUAUUGUACGACCUUCAUCUUAUGAGUCAGCGGUUAGAGCCAUGGAAAAAGCCAAAGAAAACAUCAAACUAGCCCUGACUCAAAGACCAAGAAAUCUGAUCGCAGCUGAUACCAAGAGACAAGAAACCAUAACCGCCGCACAGAUCACCAGAGAAAAAGGACGGACACAGGCUACAGUCGUGAUUGCACAAGCGGAAGCCGAGGCUGCUGCCAUUACUGCGGCAUAUGUAGCWGAGGCAGAAGCUUACGCUCAAGUGAUCAGAGACCAGAACCUAACCAUAGAUGGACUCUUGUCCUAUCUCGCAGUUCGUGUUGUCGCGGAGAGAAAGAACGUCGGUAUUUCUUUGAGAGAACCUGCACGAACUAAAUAUACUCACACGUAGUGACGAAAAACAACUUUAAAAUGACGACCCGCAAAAACGACUAGAUUUUAUGGGGAGUCUUCACGUUGUACACAGUGCGCAUGUGCAGUUCUCAGGAAAAAAUUUACGUUUACGAACGUGGUACCACAGGCUCUGUGAUGAGGAUUAGCCUGCUUAGCUAGUCRAUUCUAUAAAAUUGUUUACAGAAGAGAAAAGCUCCGCAUUCUAGAGAAAGAUACUUCAAGUAAUCCUUAAAUCUCUUGCCCGUAAUGGAAGAGUGUUAGAAAUAGAGCGGGGUGAUUGAUACUGAUGCCUGUGGGAAAYUGAAUUUACAGUUACGAAAUUAUAAAAAGGUUAAGAUUUACCUUAAAUACAUUGAUUAAAUCCUAAACAAAAAUUGUCACCAGAAGCAGUUGGGAAGCCUGUGGUUAAAAUAAAAAUAUGCAAAUAUACAGCAGUUGGGAAGCCUGUGGUGAAAGUGUUGAUGUAAAAAUAUUAAUUACAUUUUGAAUCACAUAAAACACUUCUAARUGA
Molecule: messenger RNA, 1605 nt
Organism: Exaiptasia diaphana
Lineage: Eukaryota; Metazoa; Cnidaria; Anthozoa; Actiniaria; Aiptasiidae
Exons: 5
Coding region: 178-1092 (304 amino acids)
Source: RefSeq, a predicted model, not a curated record